AUGACGGUCGGCAUGGCAUCGACAUCGACCACGACCACGACCACGACAUCAGCUUCAGCAUCAGCAUCGGCCUCGACAUCAGCUUCACCAUCAGCCUCCACAUCAGUAUCGGCCCCACCCUCACCCUCACCACCCAGGCAGAUCUAUUCCGACCAGCAGAUGGAGCAAUACCUAUCAUGGCUCCGCAUGGGAGAUCUCGCCGCCACCAAAGCCGCAGUGCAGGCCGACGCACUGGCGACCUUGACGAGACUGCAGCGAAGAACCAUGGCCAAGAUUCCUUAUGGAAACCUGGCUUUGCAUUACAGCCCAAGACCAAGACCAAGACCAAGUCAAAGCCAAAGCCCAACCCAAACUCCAAUCCAACUGCCUGGCAUUGACACUGGUGCUGGCCUCGGCCUGACCCUCGACCCCGACGCCUUGUACACCAAGCUGGUGGAGCGACGUCUGGGCGGCUACUGCAUGGAGAACAACACGUUUUUCGGCGUCGUCCUCCGAUCCCUGGGCUACCGUUUGUAUCCUACGGGGGCUAGGGUGUCGAAUAUAUCCGUGGCUGCUGGAGACCCGGGGGAGUUUGGAGGCUGGACACACAUGAUCAAUCUGGUCUCGAUCGACGGUCGCAAGUAUCUGGUCGACGUCGGUUUCGGCCGCCAGGGGACCUGUUCCCCGUCACCGCUCGAGCCAGGCCACAUCAUGACCAAUGUCCCGACCUCGCAAACCACUCUGGAAUAUCGGCCUAUCGCGUCCUUUUCCGAUCCGAGCCAAAAAGUCUGGGUGCUUCAGAUCAGAGACAGCCCUGACCACGCUUGGAAAUCCGCCUAUUGUCUCACAGAGGUCGAGUUCCUCCCCCAAGAUUUCCAGGUCAUGAACUAUUACACCAGCACCAGUCGCAUCAGUCACUUCACCUAUCGAUUGAUGCUUUUGAAAUUAGUGCUGAGUGAUGACGACGACGACGACGACAACAGCAACAACGACGACGCUCCUGUUGGCUAUCUCAUUCUAGACGGCAACGAGCUCCGAAGACGUAGCCUUGGUAGGAAGGAAAUUGUCGACGUCUAUCACAGCGAAGAGAGUAGAAUACGCGGUAUGGCCGAAUGGUUUGACAUCCGAUUACAACCAGAAGAAAUUGCCGGAAUUCGAGGAAUGGUCACAGAGCUUCGUGCAGGUGGGAACUGA
Molecule: messenger RNA, 1173 nt
Organism: Capronia epimyces CBS 606.96
Lineage: Eukaryota; Fungi; Ascomycota; Eurotiomycetes; Chaetothyriales; Herpotrichiellaceae
Exons: 2
Coding region: 1-1173 (390 amino acids)
Molecular function (GO): acetyltransferase activity
Source: RefSeq, a predicted model, not a curated record